GGCUACGCCGCGAGGCCGCCCCUGGGCUGGCAGAGCUGGUGCGCCGUGGGCAGCUGCGGGACGGAUCACUGCUUCGACAGUCAGAUUCGGGAGACCGCCGACGCCAUGGUCGCCAACGGCAUGCUCGCCAAGGGCUACGAGUGGAUCGUGCUCGACGACUGCUGGCAUCCGACGCGCGACCAAUCCGGCGACCUCGUGCCGUCCCCGACGUUCUUCCCGGACGGCAUGCAGCCGGUGAUCGACUACGUCCACGCCAAGGGCUUCAAGUUCGGCCUCUACACGUCCGUCGGCACGGAGACGUGCCACGGCGGCUGGUCGCCCGGCAGCUACGGCCACUACGAGCGCGACGCGCGGCUCUUCGCGGCGUGGGCCGUCGACUGGGUGAAGAUGGACUGGUGCGGCGACGAGCGGUCCGCGGAGGGCCACGCGAACUUCUCCAGAGCGCUGAACGCGACGGGCCGCGAGAUGAUCCUGGAGUUGUGCCGGGGCCCCUACGCGGGCGAGGACGGCUGGGGCUACGCGCCGCAGAUCGCCCAGGUCUGGCGCGCGGCCAAGGACCACCACGACGACUUCUCCAACACGCUGUCGCAGAUCAACGCGCUCGCGGCGCACCCGGACUGGUCCGGGCCCUUCGGCUGGGCCUACGGCGACAUGAUGAUGACGGGCGGCGAAGGCUGCGACCCCUACGACCCGGCCGUGCCGACGCACUGCCCGAAGCAGACGGACGCGGAGUACCGCACCGAGGCCGCGUCGUACGCCGUGCUAUCGUCGCCCAUGAUGGUCGGCACGGACGUGCGCAACAUGACGAAGAUCAUGGAGGAGUUGUUGCUCAACGACGAGCUGCUCGCCAUCCAGCGCGACGUCGCGCACAAGGCGGCGAAAAUCCGCUGGUCGCGCGGCGGCGGCGAGGCGCUCGUCCGCGCGCUCAAAGACGGCGGCGUCGCCGUCGCCCAGUCGAACCUCGGCGAGGAAGCGAACGUCACCGUCGUCCUCGACGACCUCUGCGCCCACCCCCCCUGCGCGUUCGCCGUCCGCGACGUCCUCGCGCGGCGGGACCUCGGGACCCACACCUCGGAGCUCGUUCUCCUGGUCGGGGCGCACGACACGGCGCUCCUGAAGCUA
Messenger RNA from Aureococcus anophagefferens, 1122 nucleotides. RefSeq lists its product as hypothetical. Gene Ontology annotation, biological process: carbohydrate metabolic process. Gene Ontology annotation, molecular function: hydrolase activity, hydrolyzing O-glycosyl compounds. The transcript has 2 exons. The annotation marks the transcript as partial. The record is from RefSeq and is a predicted model, not a curated record. NCBI's taxonomy places the organism in Eukaryota, Pelagophyceae, Pelagomonadales, Pelagomonadaceae.